AUGCCCCUCUCACCAACGCCGCUAUCUGGAUGCCCGCUGCGGAUAUUGGAGAUCCAUGGGUCCACUCCAACUGUUUAUGAUGCUGCCCAGUCAGAGCUCGCUUUAACCGCUACCCUGGAAGCUCGGCGUUCGAUGACAGGAGACAAGAACGACUUGAUGCUUCAAGCGCAUUUGGGACUCAGACGCGUCCUAUCGAUCCGGCUUACAGACCUCGUCACUUCAUCAUGCGACACCACUGAGGUUGUUACAAUCGACAAGCCCCGCCAACAGAUGUGCAUCCAGAUUCAUCAGCAGAGACAGAACGUUUUGUUUACCUUUAAGGAGACUCGGGAUUUUAAUAUCGUCGUCUAUACCUUGAAGAAAUUCGGAUUUCGGAUGAAAGAGGGUGUUGCUCCCUUGCCUCACAUUGACAUUGCAAGUCUACCUCGUUCUCAAUCAUCUCCAACGAUUUCAUCUACCAAUUUUGGGCCACGUUUAAGCAGCAUUACCCCGCUGCAACUCCUAGGAAGUUCACAGGUCCAGUCACCGUUCUCUUUUACUUCCAUGCUAAAUUCAGGGGUUCCACUUGCAGAGAUGCAGUCAUUAGACAUACAGCAUCAACAAGUUCACCAGCUUUCACCGCAAGGCCAAUCGCAGCAGCCAACUACGCCCAUGGUUCCAGUAGCACCAUACGCCCCUGAUCGAAAUGCUAAUCAGCUGCAUCUUGGCUACCCAGGAAAUAUGUAUCAGCCACAAGUGGGGUCUCCACUGCGAAAUGUCGUCGAGGUUAAUAGCCAAGACACAUCUCCUAGACCCCCUACACUAAAUAAUCAGCCUAGAGUCUUUCCCAAUGCUACACCAACGGAGUUUCUUUCAAGUUGUCGAUCUAUAUCGGAACCCAAUGCAUUAUCGCAAUCGUGGAAACCUCCAGAAUGCGUGAAUACAAAUCGCUGCGGAUCACCCAACUUCCAACAGAGUCUGCAGGGAAGCCAGGACACAAUAAUUUCUUCAGGGAGCGACUCUCAGGCCACAGACGAAACCGAUAUCUCCUUCUCAUCACAGUCAACGCAAGAUUUCCGUGAACUCAUGCCCCAAACUCGCAAUCUGCCUUUUGUGAAAGACAGCAAAAACAAGCCAUCCAGAACAAAGGCCAUGCAGAAACAGGCAAAUAUAAGGCAAGGCCAGUCCGGGAGCAAUUUUGAUAUGCUAGUGGAGGAAACUGCGCCCUCAAGCUGUAAUGAUGAUAACCCAAAUAUAUCUCAAACCGAUUUGCGACCGAUAUCGUCUCAACCGACAGAUUCACAAGCCAAGGAUGCCUUGGCAUGCCAUUCUCCCUUUGAAGGGGUUCAAUCCGCGUUCUGGAUAUACGUUCAACCUAUAUCAAAGGGAUGUUUGCUCUACACCCGCCGUCCCAAGAUAAGAACAUCUGUUUCCACCACGAGAGCAACAAUGGAGCCUGCAAUUGUCCAGGUCGAUUCUCUGAAGUCGCUCGAAGUCCUUCCAGACUACAUCAAAGACCAUGACCUAACCAACGCGCAGUUUUUCAGAUUCAAUGUUGACAACGGUGAAGGUCCGUUCGCUAUCAUCACGGAAGUGGCCUGUCUUAAGGAUUGCUAUUUCUCGAGGAGGCUGAUCAUCGAAAAGACGAAGCAACCAAAGUGGCCCAAGGCCCGUGCUGGACCUCCUAGUCUAUCUGAUACGGACGUCGCUGAGAUUUUUUAUCUCGUCAAUGAUGAGCUGGCCAGAUACCAGAGCGGUGAUGUAGCCAUCGGGAAUGAACGGGUCACUACUUUUGAGCAUUUUGAGAAGCCUCAGGAGAGAAUGGCUUGGUGCUUGAAGAAGUGUGAGGGUAUGCCAUGGGUCGACAUCAAGACAGAGGCCGAGGUAAAUACAGAGAAGGAUACCUGA
Messenger RNA from Trichoderma virens Gv29-8, 1887 nucleotides. RefSeq lists its product as uncharacterized. NCBI's taxonomy places the organism in Eukaryota, Fungi, Ascomycota, Sordariomycetes, Hypocreales, Hypocreaceae. The coding region runs from base 1 to 1887 and encodes 628 amino acids. The transcript has 5 exons. The record is from RefSeq and is a predicted model, not a curated record.